AUGGAGAGUAGAAUAGCUGAAACCCUCAACCAGCCUCAAACCUCUAGCUUUAUGAAGAAUACUUUUCAAACAUCUGCUGCAAUGAUAAAAAGAUAUGUUUUAACACAUAGAAGACCUGGAGAGUAUUCCUUUCAAUUACAUGUUCAUUUUGGAGCAUAUGAUUUUUGUGAUAUACAGGUUUGGUUUGAAUCGAUUUUCGGAUUACGUUCAGAAUUAUUGCCUCAUAGCUAUUUUGUAGAAUGGUGGAACACGUUAACGCAAAGUUUGCUUCAUUUGGGAAGAACUAAAGAAGAUUUGGUAAUAUGUGUUUUUAUAAUAUGGCAAAUUUGGAAAGCGCGUAAUGAAGCGGUAUUUCGAAAAGCCCAUUGGCCAGCAUCGUUGAUUAUCACAAAAGCGUCUGCAGACCAACAAGAGUAUAUUUUGGCAACACAAAAGACAUCUGCAAUACACAACAGGCAAAGUAUUUCCAUCUCUACAUGUGUCAAUAAUUCUGUUUGGUUACCGCCACCGAUUGGAUUUUACAAAGUCAAUUUUGAUGGUGCUAUAGAUUUGAAUAAAUAUAUAGAGGCUAUUGGCUUUGUAGUUCGUGAUAUUACAGGUAAAGUCAUCUUGGCUAGGGCUCGGCAUUUUCCUAGUGUAGUGAAGCCAUAUGUGGUUCUUAUUAAUGCAGUUAAUUCCUCCUGUACCGACGACAGAGAUGCUGGAGUGGUCUUAAUUGAUAUCAUUAGUCUAAUUUCUCAAUUCUCAGAAGUUAGAUUUCAGUAUGUCCCUCGUGAUUGUAAUUGGGUGGCCCACAUGGUGGCCAAACAAGCCCUUCUCGAUGACUGCUUCUGCAGUAAUCAUCAUUUACUUUUAGACUGGCUCUCUCAGUUAUGUUGA
This is a messenger RNA of Mercurialis annua (annual mercury), 879 nucleotides long. RefSeq lists its product as uncharacterized. The transcript is spliced from 4 exons. Gene Ontology annotation, molecular function: nucleic acid binding; RNA-DNA hybrid ribonuclease activity. NCBI's taxonomy places the organism in Eukaryota, Viridiplantae, Streptophyta, Magnoliopsida, Malpighiales, Euphorbiaceae. The coding region runs from base 1 to 879 and encodes 292 amino acids. The record is from RefSeq and is a predicted model, not a curated record.